Punctularia strigosozonata HHB-11173 SS5 is the source of this 720-nucleotide messenger RNA. RefSeq lists its product as uncharacterized. The coding region runs from base 1 to 720 and encodes 239 amino acids. NCBI's taxonomy places the organism in Eukaryota, Fungi, Basidiomycota, Agaricomycetes, Corticiales, Punctulariaceae. The record is from RefSeq and is a predicted model, not a curated record. The transcript is spliced from 2 exons.
AUGCUUCGAAUACUCUUCCACUGCUCGACGCGGCAACGAUACGAAGCGCGGGCAAAGGAUAUGACCGAAUACCUGAACCUCGUUUCUAGGUACCCGCUCCUCCAAUUGUCUUAUUUGGAUAAGGGACACGGACGUCUCUUCUGGUCUGCAGUAAAUGACAUCGUCCAUACCACCCUGAGCGACGCCGACGACCCAAACUCGCAAAGCGAUAUGCGGCUCUGGCGAUCAGCGAUGGGUAGCUUCUCCGACGGCUUGAUCAGCGCCCUUUCGUUAUGGAUUCAAUUAGUCGCCGACGGGCGCGCCGCGGCGGCCGGCAUCGAGAUUGAAUGGUCGACUCUGAUCCGAUUCCUUGCUAUUCAUAGGAAACACGCGCCUGAGCCGAUGAAACAAAUUGCAAAGCACAUCUUGGAAGCUUCCCAACGCGGCCUUUUGGGGGAUGAAGUCAAUCCAGAGCGCCAUUUUCUGUAUCGCAGCGUUUUGUGGAAGGAAGAUUGGAAGAGCGUACAGGAUGUAUACGACUACUUCGGUUGUCGCCCUCUGACACCUGAUGGCGGAGAAGGCUUGGUGCUCGCAGAGCCCACCCAUCGCUUCAGGAAGUGGAUCGAUAGAGGGCUUGGGGGAAUCGGAAGGGAUAUCGAGCGCGAUUUCCAACACGAACGGGACGAUUCGGGGACCAACCUCCCAUGCACCUCUAUCUGCCCAGGCAGGAACCCCCAGUGA